Molecule: messenger RNA, 1641 nt
Organism: Talaromyces marneffei
Lineage: Eukaryota; Fungi; Ascomycota; Eurotiomycetes; Eurotiales; Trichocomaceae
Exons: 2
Coding region: 1-1641 (546 amino acids)
Biological process (GO): carboxylic acid metabolic process
Cellular component (GO): cytoplasm
Molecular function (GO): pyridoxal phosphate binding; carboxy-lyase activity
Source: RefSeq, a predicted model, not a curated record
AUGGUGCAAUUUUCAGACCGCGCAGAGGAAGUACGCAAUCUUCUCGGCGCCGUACAAGACCUCCUCAUUCCGUUCAUAAGUUCCGCAGACUCUGUUCCAACCUCGAACGGGCACUCCACGAAUGGCAUAAACACCGAUAUCAGCACGCUGAGCACGUAUCUUGUUGAUUAUAAGCAUCCGGAAGAGCUUCAGAAACGUUUAAGGCUUGAUUUGCCAUCGGCAGGACAAGGACAAGAUGGUCUCCUCCAAGUACUUCAACAAGUACUACGGUACUCGGUCAACACCUGGCAUCAAGGGUUUUUGGACAAGCUAUAUGCCUCUACGAAUGCGCCGGGAGUAGCCGCGGAACUCAUCCUCGCAACCUUGAACACAAACGUCCACGUAUAUCAUGUAUCACCGGUUUUGACAUUGAUUGAGAAACACACGGCGAAGGAAUUGGCAUUAUUGUUCGGUCUCAAUGGGCCUCAUUCCGGCGGUAUCUCCGUCCAAGGUGGAUCGGCAUCCAAUACCACCUCUAUCGUAAUAGCAAGAAACGUGCUAUACCCCAAGACCAAAACCGAGGGCAAUGGCAACUACCGAUUUGUCGUUUUCACGAGCGGCCAUGGGCAUUACAGUAUUGAGAAGGCAGCUCAGAUGCUCGGACUUGGAAGUAAUGCUGUCUGGGCCGUGCCUAUCGACAAACAAGGCCGCAUGAUCCCGUCAGAGUUGGAAAAACUGGUAGAGAAGGCCAAAGCCGAAGGUCGAACUCCAUUCUAUGUCAACGCUACUGCCGGUACCACCGUUUUGGGUUCGUUUGAUCCAUUCCACGAGGUGGCAGCAAUCUGCAAGAAACACAAUCUCUGGUUCCACAUCGAUGGCUCGUGGGGCGGAUCAUUCAUCUUCUCUGCCCGUCACAAGAACAAGCUCUCGGGAGCAGAAAAAGCGAAUAGUAUCGCUAUCAACCCACAUAAGAUGCUCGGGGUACCUGUAACUUGUUCAUUCCUAUUAGCGGCAGAUAUCCGUCAAUUCCAUCGUGCAAACACACUACCUGCCGGAUAUCUGUUCCAUAGCAACCCGGAAUUGGACCAGACGAAUGGUGACUUUAAUGGGGAUCUGACUGCCGACUUGCAGAUCGACUCGCCAGAAGUCUGGGAUCUAGCCGAUUUGACCCUCCAAUGUGGUCGUCGAGCCGACUCACUCAAACUGUUUCUGAGCUGGACAUAUUAUGGCUCUCAAGGUUACGAAAGCCAGAUAGACGAAGCCGCCGAUACGGCAGCAUAUCUGGCAACUCUCAUUGACAGUCACCCUGAUUUUAUUCUUGUUAGUGAGAAUCCGCCGCCAUGCCUUCAAAUAUGCUUCUACUAUGCGCCUGGCAAGCGUCUCGUGUACGAAGCCGACGGAUCAAAUGAUUCAAAUGAUGUGCGCGCCGCGAAGAAUAGCAGAGUAACUGAAGAAGUGACUCACGCGAUUGUGAGCAAAGGUUAUAUGGUUGAUUAUGCGCCACCAACUGGUGGUGAUUUUGACCUCAGGGGCAAGGGGAAGUUCUUCCGCUGUGUCGUUAAUAUAUCGACUGAGAGACGGACAGUGGAAGGUCUGAUUCGUGCUAUUGAAGAAGCUGGCCCAGCGGCCAUUCAGAAGUUGAACGUCCAUUCAUCGGUUUAG